AUGUUUCUAUACAACAUUACCCUCCAGAGGGCUACUGGCAUCACUCAUGCCAUCCAUGGAAACUUUUCAGGAACUAAGAUGCAGGAGAUUGUUGUGUCCCGGGGGAAAAUCUUGGAGUUAUUAAGACCAGAUGCAAACACUGGGAAGGUGCACACUUUGCUCACUGUAGAAGUGUUUGGUAUUGUCAGGUCUUUGAUGGCAUUCAGAUUAACAGGAGGGACAAAAGAUUACAUUGUUGUUGGAAGUGACAGUGGUCGCAUUGUGAUUUUGGAGUACCAUCCUUCAAAGAACAUUUUUGAGAAGAUCCACCAAGAAACGUUUGGCAAGAGUGGGUGCAGACGCAUUGUCCCUGGACAGUUCCUUGCUGUUGACCCAAAAGGCAGGGCAGUUAUGAUUGGCGCCACAGAAAAACAAAAGUUGGUUUACAUUCUGAACAGAGAUGCUGCUGCAAGACUCACAAUUUCAUCUCCUUUGGAAGCUCACAAAGCAAACACUCUCGUCUACCAUGUGGUAGGAGUUGAUGUUGGCUUUGAAAAUCCUAUGUUUGCCUGUCUUGAAAUGGACUAUGAGGAAGCUGACAAUGAUCCUACAGGAGAAGCAGCUGCUAACACACAACAGACCCUUACCUUUUAUGAACUGGAUCUGGGCUUAAAUCAUGUUGUGCGUAAAUACAGUGAGGCUUUAGAAGAGCAUGGAAAUUUCUUGAUUACCGUUCCUGGUGGAUCAGAUGGUCCCAGUGGUGUCUUGAUCUGCUCUGAAAAUUACAUAACAUACAAAAACUUUGGCGAUCAGCCUGAUAUCCGCUGCCCCAUUCCACGGCGCAGGAACGACUUGGACGAUCCUGAGCGGGGUAUGAUUUUUGUGUGCUCAGCCACUCACAAAACAAAGUCCAUGUUCUUCUUUCUGGCACAAACUGAACAAGGAGACAUUUUCAAAGUAACUUUAGAAACAGAUGAGGAAAUGGUAACAGAAAUCCGGCUGAAAUACUUCGAUACUAUUCCAGUGGCAACAGCUAUGUGCGUCUUAAAAACUGGAUUUUUAUUUGUUGCCUCAGAGUUUGGAAACCAUUAUCUUUAUCAGAUCGCUCACUUGGGCGAUGAUGAUGAUGAGCCUGAGUUUUCUUCGGCUAUGCCAUUAGAGGAGGGAGACACGUUCUUUUUCCAGCCUCGUCCUCUCAAGAACUUGGUGUUGGUUGAUGAGCUGGAGAGUUUAUCACCAAUAAUGUCAUGCCAGAUUGCAGAUUUGGCCAAUGAAGACACGCCUCAGCUCUAUGCAGCAUGUGGAAGAGGGCCAAGGUCCACACUGAGAGUCCUCAGACAUGGUUUGGAGGUUUCAGAGAUGGCUGUCUCCGAGCUUCCUGGUAACCCAAAUGCUGUGUGGACUGUACGUAGACACGUGGAAGAUGAGUUUGAUGCUUACAUCAUUGUGUCCUUCGUAAAUGCCACUUUGGUCCUGUCCAUUGGAGAGACUGUUGAAGAAGUGACAGAUUCCGGUUUCUUGGGCACCACACCAACACUGUCUUGUUCAUUGCUUGGCGAGGAUGCACUUGUUCAGGUUUACCCGGAUGGAAUUCGUCACAUCAGAGCCGAUAAACGUGUGAAUGAGUGGAAAACGCCAGGUAAAAAGACAAUAGUGCGCUGUGCUGUCAACCAAAGACAAGUGGUUAUCGCCCUGACUGGAGGCGAGCUGGUCUACUUUGAGAUGGAUCCGUCUGGCCAACUGAAUGAGUACACGGAGCGGAAGGAAAUGUCUGCAGAUGUUGUUUGUAUGAGCCUCGCAAAUGUUCCACCCGGUGAGCAGCGCUCCAGGUUCUUGGCUGUGGGUCUCGUUGACAACACUGUGCGGAUUAUCUCCUUGGAUCCUUCGGAUUGUCUCCAGCCGUUGAGUAUGCAGGCUCUGCCAGCUCAGCCUGAGAGUUUGUGUAUUGUGGAAAUGGGAGGAGUGGAGAAACAGGAUGAGCUUGGAGAAAAAGGAUCAAUUGGUUUUCUUUACCUAAACAUUGGGCUUCAGAAUGGAGUGCUUUUGAGAACCGUGUUGGACCCAGUCACUGGUGACCUCUCGGAUACGAGAACACGUUAUUUGGGAUCACGACCGGUCAAACUUUUCAGAGUCAGAAUGCAGGGACAAGAGGCGGUCCUGGCCAUGUCGAGUCGCUCCUGGCUGAGUUACUCGUAUCAGUCUCGCUUCCACCUAACCCCUCUGUCUUAUGAGACGCUGGAGUAUGCCUCUGGCUUUGCCUCAGAGCAGUGUCCUGAAGGCAUUGUGGCCAUUUCCACAAACACUCUCAGGAUUCUAGCAUUGGAGAAGCUAGAGACCGACCACAACGCCUACACAGAGGCGACCAAAGCUCAGAGAAAGCAGCAAAUGGCGGAGAUCUGUCAGAAUAUCUUGAUGUUGUGUCUCAGAGAGCUCUUUGAGUUCCGCUACAUGCAAACCGACCCAAACUGGUCCAACUUCUUUUAUGACCCACAAACACACAGGGUGGCGCUGUUGGACUUCGGUGCAACAAGAGGAUUUGAUCAGAGUUUCACGGAUGUCUACAUUGAGGUAAUCCGAGCAGCUGCUGAAGGCGACAGAGAAGGAGUUCUGAAGAAAUCUAUAGAUAUGAAGUUCUUGACUGGAUAUCAGGGCUUAAAGUUUUCCGGCACCACCCCUGUUGAAGAUGUGCCUCUGGCCAUUGCUCCUUUCCAAGGGCGUAUCCUAGUUGGAGUUGGGAAGCUUCUUCGAAUCUAUGAUCUGGGGAAAAAGAAGCUGUUAAGGAAAUGUGAGAAUAAGCACGUGCCUACUCUGGUGACGGGCAUCUAUACCAUCGGCCAGCGCGUCAUUGUGUCGGACGUCCAGGAGAGCCUGUUCUGGGUUCGCUACAGACGCAAUGAAAACCAGCUCAUCAUAUUUGCGGACGACACGUACCCGCGAUGGGUCACCACAGCUUGCCUGCUGGACUACGACACCAUGGCCUCCGCAGACAAGUUUGGAAACAUCAGCAUUGUUAGGCUUCCUCCAAAUACAAGUGACGAUGUAGAUGAAGACCCCACAGGCAACAAAGCCUUAUGGGACAGAGGUCUUCUUAAUGGCGCUUCCCAGAAGGCUGAUGUAAUCGUCAAUUACCAUGUCGGAGAGACCGUGUUGUCGCUCCAAAAGACCACCCUGAUUCCCGGAGGCUCAGAGUCGCUCGUCUACACCACGCUGUCAGGAGGCAUUGGUAUUUUGGUGCCGUUCACGUCACAUGAGGAUCACGACUUCUUCCAGCACCUCGAGAUGCACAUGCGCUCAGAGUUUCCCCCAAAUUGUGGCAGAGAUCACCUCAGCUUUAGGUCCUAUUAUUUCCCUGUAAAGAAUGUGAUUGAUGGUGAUCUGUGUGAGCAGUUCAACAGCAUGGAUCCUCAUAAACAGAAGAGUGUGGCCGAGGAGCUGGACAGAACCCCACCCGAGGUCUCCAAGAAGCUCGAGGACAUUCGUACACGCUAUGCUUUCUAA
Knipowitschia caucasica is the source of this 3477-nucleotide messenger RNA. The record is from the annotation of a GenBank genome assembly. Lineage: Eukaryota; Metazoa; Chordata; Actinopteri; Gobiiformes; Gobiidae.